AUGUUGCAUUCAGAGACUCCUCGUGUGUUCCUGUUUUGCGGAGAAGGGGCCCACAGCGAAGAGACCGACAUCGCUCUCUUGAAAUCCUGUGGAUCCUGGUCUGUUGUGGAAGAUGCCCUGCAGCAGUUGGGCUUGGGGGAAAAAUUGGAGCCUUUCCUACUGCAGAACCUCGGCCGGCACAAUGCGCCCACAUCUCCCGUGGUAUCCGUUGUGCUCAACAUUCUCAAUGCGGAUCUGUGGCGGCGGUGGGGUGAGGUGCCGUCCCUGGUGCUUGGCCACUCCGUGGGUGAGAUCGCUGCGGCCUACGCUGCGGGCAUUUUCACGGUGGCCGAGGCCCUUGGCUGUGCUCAUGGCCUGGGCCUUGCCAUGCAGAACCUGCCGGGCGCCAUGCUGCAUGUUGAGCUGCAGCGGAAGUCCCUGGAAUGCUUGGAGGACGGAUUCCAUGUGGCAGCCCUGAACUAUGUAGUGUCAAAAGGAGCCACUGAGGAAGAGGAUUUGCUCAGCGUCACGCUCUGCACUCGAGGCUCAACGGAAGCAUAUUUGGAGAAGGACCCUAGCGCUACGCUUCUCAAGCCGCAGCAUGCCUGGCACCAUCCAGCCUGUGAGCUCCCCAUGUCUUUUAACCCUCCACUGGGUGGCCGCGCCUCCGUGCCUUUCAUCAGCGCGGUGACCGGGACACGCCUGGAGGAGCUGCCCCCGGACCACUGGCAGCGCUGGCUGCGCUGCCCGGUCAACUUGGCGUCGGCGUUGCAGAAUGCCAGGGAGCUGGGGCAGCUGGUGGUACUGGAGAUGGGGCCCCAUCCAGUGCUGUACCAGGCCGCGAAGGCCAGCUUUGAUCUGGCUGGCUAUGCUUGCUCCAUGCGCCGUGGAGAGAAGCAAGGGUCCCUCCUAUCGAGGCAACGAUCAUCGCUGCCUGGCUUCCGAGCUCAUCUAAGUUCCCAGCUGCAUUGCCUGUUGGAUUCUGAGGGCAUUUGCUUCGAAACGAGCUUUGCGGAUCAAGGCAUUGCAUCCCAGAAGUUGGUGCCUUUGGCUCACAAGCUGGCCAAAAUCUUUCCAACUCUGGCACCCCACGAUUUGUACCGCUUCGACUCCGUGCAAAAGCUGAUUGAUUUGUGGGAUGAAGAAAGCUCAGGGAGUUCAAGCCGUGGUGAAAAACCGCCUGCCAACGCUUUGGACAUUCUGGCCUGUGGAGUGCGCUUACCUGCAGGAGUGGAAUCUCCAGGCACCUUUUGGGCUCUUCUGGACCAGGACGACCAGGACAGUGCGUUCAGCUGCAGGGAUGGGCUGACUGCGGCCUUCCUGCAGCCGCAGUUUGAUCACAAAGCCGCUGUGGCUGCAGCGGAAGAAUCCGGGGUGGAAGGUGCUGAGGCGGCUGCCAUGGAUCCCCAGCACGCCCUGGCUUUGAAGCUGGCCCGUGACAUGUUCCAAGAUGCGGGAGAAGAAACCCUCAAGGCUGUUCAAAGAGUGCGGGAGCGUGUGGGUGUCUACAUUGGGGCCUGGCAGGGAGUGGCCAACUCAGGCAAACCCUCAGCCUACCAUGCCAUAGGUGCUUCCCUGAGCGCACUGGCAGCUCGCGUGGCCAAUGCCUAUGACUUGCAGGGUCCUGCAGUCACUGUGAACACUGCCUGCUCUUCUGCAUUGGUGGCUGUGAAUGAAGCACUGAAGGAUGCCAAGGCAGGACGCAUUGACUUCGCCAUCGUUGGGGGGGUGAAUUUGUUUGGUGAUGAACAGCUCUUCCAUCACCUGCGACGUGCUUCGAUGCUGAGCCCUUCUGGACGCUGUCACACCUUUUCGGCAGAGGCUGAUGGUUACGUACGCGCAGAAGGUGGUGUGCUCUUCCUGCUGGCACGGGAGGCCUUGGAGCUGCCCUCACAUGGAAGAAUCUUGGGCUCUGCCGUGACCCAGAACUCCAGGAGGAAGCCAUUGUCCUCAGUGGACCCCAUCGCCCAGGAGCACGCUGUCCAUUUAGCUUGCUCCGAUGCAGGCAUCAAGCCUUCGGAGCUGACAGUCGUCGAGCUACAUGGCACUGGAACACCCUUGGGUGACCCAGUGGAGGUUUCAGCUUUGGCAAGGACACUUCGCGAACGCUCAGAAGCGUGCUGGAUGACAGCGGCAAAGAUGCACGUUGGACACUUGGAAUCAGCGGCCGGAGCCGUGGGACUGCUGAAGGCGAUGCUGAUGUGCGAACAAGGGAAAGUACCGGCAUUCCGCAUCGACGGCAAGGGGUUGAACCCCCAAGUCAUGGCUGCCAUGGAGGGCUCCUGCCUCUGCAGGCCUGGACAGCCUGGAGUUUUGAUCGCGGAUGCCAUGCUGGGCGUCUCAAGCUUUGGCUUUGCGGGCAGCAAUGCCCAUGUGGUGAUGACAGCUCCCAAAGGCUCCCCUGCAGCCAAGUACGAGAGCCCCUUCACAGCCACCCUCUCGAAGCCCUCCCAGAUUCCAUUACCAGAGCUGUCAACCACGUUUUCACCGAGGGGUUCGAUAUCAGAAACCUUCUGCCUCACAUCGCUUCCAAAGCAAAAAGAUGGAGAUGGAGGAGAUCAAGAUGUGGAGGAUGUGAGUGUAAGCCGCUUGAGCUUUGUGAGCAGUGCAGUGCUGUCUAUUGUGGGAGGUGAAUCAGAUGUGGAUACCGAUGCAGACCUCCAUGAAUUGGGGGUGGACUCUUUAGGAUUGGCAGAGCUGCUGGGGCUUUUGGAGGACAAGUUUGGCCCUGGCUGCAUCACCGUUGAGAGGAUCAUGAAUGAGCCAACCUGCCGGGCCAUUGCUUGCAACUUGGAAGGCUUCGAAGCUGUUCCCUCCAUACAAGCACAACAUCCUCAGGCUCCGGUGGUGCCAGCUGUCAUGCCACUGAAACCGAUAGUGGAGGUUACUUCAGCGCCAACGGCAGCUUUGUUGGCUGCACCACUGGGUGAAAAGCCGGAUCCCAGCUGUGCCUGGAUUCGCACGACGCACGUGGGCUCGCUGCCGCGCCCAGCCGAUGGGAUUUUGGAUUUGAAUCAGGUGAUCGCUCAGCAGGGAUGUUUGGACAUCAUCAACGAUGGCGAGUGGGGCAGGGAGAAUUAUAUUGCUGACGUGAUCAACAGGAUCUCUGGUUUGAGUGGCGGUGAUGGUGCUGCCAGUGCUGCUCCUAAAGAUGCUUGCUGUACCAAGCAUGCCAUGCCAGUUGCAGCUGACAUGCGUGACGUGCCGUUGUACGCUCAGCGUUUCUCUGGGGGAAAUGGGCUUAUCACCUUGAACCCCAAGAGAGAAGCAGUGAGUGGCCUGGCGUGCGUGGCUCAUCCCAAGUACAGCCCUGCAGACAUCCCCAACGUGAAGGCAUUCUUGACAGCGGUGAAGGCAGCAGGCAAGAACGUUUCUGAUUGCUUCUACUCCGUGCCCUCUCCUGGAACGAUGGCGCUCUUCUGCCGUGAUCUCGUCUUCCACGACCACAGCACCUAUGUCAUGGCGUUGGCUGAUGCCCUCUCCCAAGAAUAUCAGCAGAUUGCGAAGCAUGGUCUGCUCCUACAGGUGGACUGUCCCGACUUGGGCAUGGGCCGCCACACCAGGUGGUCGGAUCUCAGUGAGGCGGAGUUUCUGGACGUGGCGCGCUGCAACGUGGCGGCCUUGAACCGGGCACUGCAGGAGGUUCCAGUGGAGCAGGUGCGUGUGCACGUCUGCUGGGGGAACUAUGCAGGGCCUCAUCACCAGGAUAUCUCUGCGGAGCACGUGUGGCCGCUGCUCGGAGAGGUGAAGGCCAAGUACUUGUUGGUGGAGGGCGCCAAUCCUCGUCACCGUAGAGAUGUGCAAUGCUUCGAAAUGGCGGUGCAGAAGGGUUACUUCAAGAGCCACCAGGUCAUCGUUCCGGGGCUCAUCGACACCACCACGGCACGUGUGGAAGAUCCGCGGCUCAUCGCGGAGGACCUGCUGCGCUACGUGCGCGCGGCCGGCCAUCCGGGCCGCGUCGUGGCGUCCACGGACUGCGGCUUCGCGUCCACGGCCAGGUCCACGGCCAUUACGGCGGACUUGGCUUGGAUGAAGCUUCGAAGCUUGGCGGAGGGCGCUCAGCUGGCCACCCGUCACUUCCUCCAGCAGUCUGCGCCGGUGCCGUGUCGCAGCGUGGGCCUCGCCAGCACGCCCUUUCGGGCCGUGAUCUUCACCUCGGAGGAGGAGCCCGCAACUUUGGAUUGCGCCCUCCAGCUUCGCGCAGCCCUGGACGGCGACCACCCGCGGCACAAGACCCUGAUUUUCUCCUCUGCGUCUGCGGCCUGUGAUGAGCUUCGGUGGAUGGUGGAUGUACCGUUGGCCUUUGUUAUGCUCGGAGAAGGAUCCAAGCAGCUGGCACAGGCAGUGCAAACUCAGCUGCACGAUGCUCCGGUCUCUCGACGCCCUGUCACCAUGCACUGCUUCAGCAUCGCUGGGGAUGUCAUUUCCAUGGCGGAAGAGGUACGCCGUGAAGCGAUGGCCCAGACCAGUUUCGACAGACGAAGCUUGGUGAUCCCCAGAUCCAACGUACCAUCUGCAGUGGAUGUGGUGGUGAUUGGUGCGGGGCUAUUGGGGAUGCUCACCGCCCACCGUUGCACUUCCGCAGGGUUCAGCGUGGCCGUCUUGGAGCAACGUCCUGUGGUGGGAGGGAUUUGGUCCAUGUAUGCCAACGGCACCUCACAGGUCAACAGCUCGGAAGGUGGCUACUGCAUUAAGGAUUUGCUUGGGGAGGAAGAUGGCAAAGCUGGGGACAACCGGGACCACAGCACGGCUGCCGAAGUGUUGAAGGAUUUGGCCAAGCUUGGUGAUCGCCUGAAAGAGCACAUUUUCACUUCUGUCAAGGUGAUGAAGGUCCUGGGUGAAGGAGGCAACUACACUGUGCUUUUCGAUGAUGAGUUGGUGCGAAGUGCCGGGAUUGUGCAGUGCCGCGGCGUGGUGCUGUGCAUCAACGAUCGCGUUGGGCUGCCCCGACCUUUGUGCGUUCCCGGGCAAGAAAGCUUCAUGGGAGUGAUGGCUGAUGGCACCUCAGAUUCCUUGGCAGGCAUCAACUGGCAUGGCAAGCGGGUGGUGAUUGCCGGCAUGGGCGCCUUUGCUGUCGAGAAUGUGCGAACCGCCUUGGAGCACGGUGCGGCACAGGUCAUCGUGGUUGCUCGCCGUCAUGGCACCAUUUGCCCCAAGGCAAUUGACUACUUGAACUUCGUCAAGCCGUGGGACGAGAAAUACAAGCACGACACCCAGACCAACGUCAAGCAGUUCUUGCGAUGGAAGCAGCUCUAUGAAGCAUCUGGCUGCCAGUUGCCGGAAUGCUGGCCGAAACAGGUGAAGCACGACGGCCACACCAUCUCCGUGAGCGACAUUUGGUUCGUGGCCCACCACAUGAAGAAGCUUUCUACGAUGACAGGCUUGAUCCAGCACAUCGAGAAGGAUGGCGUGAUGCUCUCCAGCGGAGACUUUGUCCCCUGUGAUGUGGUGGUGGGCUGCAUUGGCUUUGAGCGUUCCAACUUUCUCUGCGAGUCCCUCACAGGGCGCUGUGAAGUGAAGACCAGCAACUACUUGGACCAGCACAUGAUGUACCUGGCAGAUGCAGAGAUUGACGAAGGUGCCUUCAACUCAUUUUUUGGCUCCUCCGUUUUGGAAUAUGGGAAAUUCUUCACCAACGUUUUCGUUGAGGGCCUGCUGCGGCCUGACAUCUUGGGUGAGCGACUCUGGGGUUGCGACACUGUGUCGGUGCCAAUUUCCCAAAGGAAGUGGAAUCAGUACAUUGCUUCCGCCAUGAAACUCAUUGAGACGGAUGAUCGGAUUGCGCUGCAUGCACAGCAGCAGGUGGAAGCCCGCACCAAGCACUUCUGGCGCACGCUGCCUCCAACGAGUUUCCUGGCCGUGAAUCGCAAAGACUGGGAAGAGCUGCACGAACGCCUCAAUGGAGGAGUUCCAGUGCCCAAGGAGCAACAGCUGCCGUACUUCUUCGAAGAGAUCCCUGCAUGGUGUUGAUUGCAUAGACGUGGUAUAGACCUGGCAGGCACCAAUCCCACCCCAUGGGAAAUACCAGUUGCCGGAUGCAAAUCCUUGCGUCCUUGCGACUGCGGCUUUUCAUGGGGUAUGUGAAUCGCCUGCCCCUAUCAAUGUGCCCUAGCACAUCAAUGCUUGCAUGACCGUUUCGCAAUCUGGACCACUAUAGCUAUCCUUCUCACUGUGCACACGUGUUGCCUGGUGAGAAGGGUUUAAAGCUGCACAGUGAAUUCGGCACAUGGCAAUUUUGGUGACUAGAGGAAGCACAGUGGCAGAAGGAUGAGCCUAGAUGC
Cladocopium goreaui is the source of this 6260-nucleotide messenger RNA. The record is from the annotation of a GenBank genome assembly. Lineage: Eukaryota; Dinophyceae; Suessiales; Symbiodiniaceae.